AAGAAAGAAAUUAUAAAAACACCCCCCCCAAAAAAAAAUUAAAAUCCCAUAUCCAACAUUUGAUCGGUACUUGCUAGCAACAACGACAAUGGCGUCGUCAUCUACAAGCCGUAUCUCUCUCCUUCUCUUAAUCUCUUUCCUUCUUCUCGUUAACUCGCGUGCGUCCAGUGUCUCAGAUCUCGACGAAGAAUUGGCUUUCCUCGCCGCCGAGGAGUCAAAGGAACAACAACAAAGCCACAUCGUCCACGAGGAACACGAUGAUCAGUACCGCGACUUCGAGAAUUACGAUGAUCUCGAGGAGCAAGGAGGAGGAGGAGGAGGCGAGUAUCAUCACGGAGGCUACGAGGGGGAAGAGGAGCCGUUGCCAACUGCUGUCGACGAGAAGGACGUCGCUGUUUUGACCAAGGACAAUUUCACGGAGUUCGUCCGCAACAAUAGCUUCGCCAUGGUGGAGUUUUACGCUCCGUGGUGUGGCGCUUGUCAGGCUUUGGCCCCCGAGUACGCCGCCGCGGCGACGGAGUUGAAAGGCGUUGCUGCGCUCGCUAAGAUCGACGCCACUGAGGAAGGGGAUUUGGCUCAGAAGUACGAGAUUCAGGGCUUCCCCACCGUUUUCUUGUUCGUCGACGGAGUUAUGCGCAAGACCUACGAAGGCGAAAGGACUAAGGAUGGAAUUGUGACUUGGCUGAAGAAGAAGGCAAGUCCUAGCAUCCACAACAUCACUACAAAAGAGGAGGCUGAGCGUGUUUUAUCCGCUGAACCUAAAGUUGUUCUUGGUUUUCUCAACUCCUUGGUGGGGUCAGAGAGUGAGGAGCUUGCGGCUGCAUCCAGACUGGAAGAGGAUCUCAGUUUUUACCAAACUGCAAGCCCUGAUAUUGCAAAGCUGUUUGAUAUAGAAACCCAAGUCAAGCGUCCUGCCUUAGUUUUACUGAAAAAGGAGGAUGAGAAACUUGCCCGUUUUGAUGGAAAUUUCACUAAAACGGCUAUUGCAGAGUUUGUGUCCGCUAACAAAGUCCCGUUGGUGAUCAACUUCACUAGGGAAGGUGCAUCACUGAUCUUCGAAAACUCAGUGAAAAACCAACUCAUUCUUUUUGCCAAGGCAAAUGAAUCUGAGAAGUACCUUCCCACUCUGAGGGAGGUGGCUAAGUCGUUCAAGGGAAAGUUUGUUUUUGUUUAUGUGCAAAUGGACAAUGAGGAUUAUGGAGAAGCAGUUUCUGGAUUUUUUGGUGUUACCGGCACUGCCCCCAAGGUUCUUGUAUACACUGGAAAUGAAGAUAUGAGGAAAUUUAUUCUGGACGGUGAAUUGACAGUUAAGAACAUUAAGACACUUGCGGAAGACUUCUUAGCAGACAAACUGAAGCCUUUCUACAAGUCAGAUCCACUACCUGAAAAUAAUGAUGGUGAUGUUAAGAUCAUUGUGGGAAAUAAUUUUGAUGAGAUUGUUCUUGAUGAGUCAAAGGAUGUUCUUCUCGAGAUAUAUGCUCCUUGGUGUGGCUACUGCCAAUCAUUUGAGCCGAUUUACAAUAAGCUUGGAAAGUAUUUAAAAGGCAUUGACUCGUUAGUUGUAGCAAAGAUGGAUGGUACCAGCAAUGAGCAUCCUAGAGCAAAGGCUGAUGGGUUCCCAACAAUCCUGUUCUUCCCCGGUGGAAACAAGAGCUUUGAUCCGAUCACAGUGGAUGUUGACAGAACAGUAGUGGAACUGUACAAAUUCCUGAAGAAGCAUGCAUCAAUCCCAUUUAAACUUGAGAAACCAGCGACGCCUGAACCGGUGAUCUCGACCAAGAAAGCUGAUGAGAAGGUCGAGGGUGAUAGUGGCAAGGAUGAGUUGUGAUGAUCCUUGCAAGGAAGAGGGUGUGUAACAACAGGCUAUAGAAGUAUAGAUGAUGAUGACUCGAUCUAUACAUUGAUAGAAAAUGUAUUGUCCUUUGUCUUUGUUUGUUGACUUUUGUUGUAUGCUAUGAAAUGAAUAACUACAAAGAAUACAAAGAAUUUUUGGGUUCUCACUUUUAAGGAUCAUGCAUUUGAUUUACA
Messenger RNA from Camelina sativa (false flax), 2028 nucleotides. RefSeq names its product protein disulfide isomerase-like 1-3. Gene Ontology annotation, biological process: protein folding; response to endoplasmic reticulum stress. Gene Ontology annotation, molecular function: protein disulfide isomerase activity. Gene Ontology annotation, cellular component: endoplasmic reticulum. The record is from RefSeq and is a predicted model, not a curated record. NCBI's taxonomy places the organism in Eukaryota, Viridiplantae, Streptophyta, Magnoliopsida, Brassicales, Brassicaceae.